Molecule: messenger RNA, 924 nt
Organism: Lactuca saligna
Lineage: Eukaryota; Viridiplantae; Streptophyta; Magnoliopsida; Asterales; Asteraceae
Source: the annotation of a GenBank genome assembly
AUGCAGGUUCUUCCACCUCCUAAUGUUACUGGAGCUCUACACAUUGGUCAUGCUUUAACUGCUGCUAUCCAGUGCAUAACAAUGAAUAAGGAAUGUGCUAGUGAACAAUCUCAUGGCCUUAUGACUGGACCUUCAAAUAAUAUCUACAAAGAACUGAAAUUUGAUUAUGUAGAUAACUUUGACAGACAUAAUUCAGGUUUUACAAAUAGUGUUUCACCUUUACAAUAUCAUACAACUGAGAAAUAUCAGGUACUUUACCGUUUUCUGGAGUUCGUUAGUAAUUUUGACUGGGAAAACUUUUGUGUUAACUUAUGGGGUCCUGUGCCAGUAAGCCCACUUCCAGAUGUGACUGCUGAGCCACCUCGUAAAGACAGUGGAGAAUUGUUGUUGAACAAAGUAUUUCUUGAUGCUUGUAGCUCUUUAUAUGCUGUUUUUCCUGGUGGUCAGGACAACCAAGGGCAAACUUUUGUUUCCAAACAUUUUAAUGUUAUUGAUCCAUUACGUGUUAGCAAUAAUCUUGGAUGCAGUGUCAGUAAAGUAUUACAAUUUGUUAGGUAUACCGGUGAGUUGUCUGUUGAUGCUGUUACUGAUUGUCCGGUUGGGCUCAGGGGGAGAUAUGAUCUACGUAGAACUCCAACCCUUCUAUCAAGAUUUGAUCUUUUGUGGUUAUCCUUGACAAGGCAAAUAUGGACAAUGAUCUUGAAAUGGUAUAUACUAUUUACUAUUUACAUUAUGAUGUCCAUUAGAAUAGAGAAUCUCCUGCCCUUGGCUUUGCCCUUGACUAGGCUUACAGCAAUGGUUGCAAGAAAUGAGUUCAGAAGAAGAAGAAGGAGCACGGCUGCAACUAUAGUUGUGAAUUCUAGCAGAAGAUAUCGUGUAUGUGUUCUUGUGCUAGCUACUGUUGUCGAUUCGGGAACAUCCUAG